Molecule: messenger RNA, 2184 nt
Organism: Phragmites australis (common reed)
Lineage: Eukaryota; Viridiplantae; Streptophyta; Magnoliopsida; Poales; Poaceae
Product: probable GTP diphosphokinase RSH2, chloroplastic
Exons: 6
Coding region: 156-1877 (573 amino acids)
Biological process (GO): guanosine tetraphosphate metabolic process
Cellular component (GO): chloroplast
Source: RefSeq, a predicted model, not a curated record
UACUAUUCAUAACCACGGCGCCACGCGCGAAACUGAGGAGCACAACCUCCCAAACCAUUUUCCUCCCACGCCCCUUUCUCCGCCACCCCCCACCCCCUCGCUUGCAAGCCAGCCAGCAUUCGCCUCGCCGGCUCGCCCUCAAUCUCCCGCGAGCCAUGCCACCGUCGAUCGCCUGCUCGGUCAAAUGUCGCCCCCACCACCACCUAGCACCGCUGCCCCCCGCCGCGUCGCUGGAGCUCCUGGCCGCCGGCGAUCUGCGGGCGUCAACGCGGUGCCGGAGCCCGCCGUCCCUGUGCCUGGCUCCGCCGUGCCGGGGAACCCCGUCCGCUAGGCGGGCCCGCGCCGCCGUGGCGGUGGGGGGAGACGGCGACGGCUCUUCCGCGGCGCCGCUCGCCAGCGCGCAGUCGCGGCACGCCAUCUUCCGCGACGAGCUCGUGCGGAGGGCCUUCUCAGCGGCCGAGGCGGCUCACCGCGGCCAGGUGCGCGCGAACGGCGAUCCCUACCUGCAGCACUGCGUGGAGACGGCGGCGCUACUCGGGGAGCUCGGCGCCGGCCCUGCUGUUAUCGCUGCUGGGCUGCUGCACGACACGGUCGACGACGCGGGCCUCGACUACGGUUUCAUCUCCGAGCAGUUCGGUGCUGGUGUCGCCGACCUUGUCAAGGGGGUAUCAAAUCUAAGUUACUUGAGCAAACUGGCUCGUAGAAACGAUACAGCCAGUAGAACUGAUGAAGCUGACAGGUUACGUAGAGUCUUCCUUGCAAUGGAAGAUGCGAGAGCUGUGCUCAUUAAACUUGCUGACAGGCUACACAACAUGAGGACGUUGGAUUCUUUGCCCAAAAUCAAACAACAGUGCUUUGCAAAGGAAACACUGGAGAUAUUUGCUCCCUUGGCUAACCAGUUGGGCAUCUUAAACUGGAAGGAACAGCUUGAAAAUCUGUGCUUCAAGUACCUUUACCCAGAUAAAUAUGAGGAACUGUCAACCAACCUUCUCGAAUUCUACAACAGAGAUAUGAUUGUAGCUGCAACAAGGCGACUGGAACAAGCCCUUCAGGUGAGAGGACUAUCCUGUUAUGCCAUAUAUGGGAGACACAAGAGCAUGUACAGUAUCUACAGCAAGAUGGCAAGGAAGAAACUGGCUAUGGAUGAAAUUUAUGAUAUACAUGGGGUGCGUGUUAUACUUGAGAACAAGGCUGAUUGUUUCGCCACAUUAGAGGUUAUCCAUCACUUGUGGCCUAGAAUUCCUGGGAAGUUCAAAGAUUAUAUCAACAACCCCAAACCCAAUAGGUAUCAAUCCCUGCACACGGUUGUUCUCACUGAAGAAACACUCCCACUAGAGAUUCAAAUUCGUACCAGGGACAUGCAUUUGCAGGCAGAGUUUGGAAUUGCUGCACAUUGGAGAUACAAGGAAGGUGUUCGGAGUUGCUCUUCAUCUGUUCCUGAAAUGGUUGAAUGGGUUAGAUGGGUCGUUACGUGGCACUGUGAAACUUUGCACACAUACCAUCCUUCAUCACUUGCACCUGACAAUUCACCAAGCAACAUACACACAAUUAUGGCGCACUCUGAGGUCUGCCCGUUCUCCUAUUCAAAACGGUGUGACCACAGUGGACCGGUUCUAGUAAUACUUCUGGAGAAUGAAAAGAUGUCGGUGCAAGAACUCCCCCAAAAUUCAACGAUAUCGGACCUACUGAAGAGGGCUUCUAGCUACGACAUUCAGUUGAGGCUGAGGCUCAACUGUCAUGUCAUCCACAACUUGAACCAGGAGUUAAAAAUGGGUGAUGUGCUUGAAUUGAUCCCUUUAACUCCAUGCAAAUCUGGAGGUUAUACGAGGGAGUUCCACCAAAUGUUCGACCACCGACUUGCGGUUUCACAGUCCUGACAACUGUAGAAUACCAUACCUUGUAAAUACAUAACAUGACACACCAUGUAAAUCAUCUGAAGUUUAGCCCGAGAAAGAGACGUCCAAGAAAAGCUCAGAGAGUUUGUUCAUACUGAUUACGCUGUAGUCAUUGUAUGAUUUAGGUGCUUAAUUACUUGUAAGUUGUUACACCUGGAGGACGUUGGCAGGAUUUUCUGGUCGAAGUUUCUAGAUAAAUUAGUCUCUUUUUGGCUAGGAUAUGUCCACUCUGAAAAUGUUCCCUGUUUUUUCUUUUGCAUGAGGGGUUGUAUAUAAUAUGUAAUGGUGA